This is a messenger RNA of Nycticebus coucang (slow loris), 7965 nucleotides long. It is a transcript of the gene PIGN, whose product is annotated as phosphatidylinositol glycan anchor biosynthesis class N. Gene Ontology annotation, molecular function: mannose-ethanolamine phosphotransferase activity. Bases 338 to 3133 code for a protein of 931 amino acids. The record is from RefSeq and is a predicted model, not a curated record. Lineage: Eukaryota; Metazoa; Chordata; Mammalia; Primates; Lorisidae. Gene Ontology annotation, biological process: GPI anchor biosynthetic process. The transcript is spliced from 30 exons. Gene Ontology annotation, cellular component: endoplasmic reticulum membrane.
UACUGUGGUGGAGAAGCGGUUGUGGCGGUGGUUUUAGGGAAACCCUCCUGGCUGUUGUUUCGAGGAGCAGGGAGAACUCUGCUCGAAAGCUUUAGUGACACUGGGGCCUGCGUUCGCGUUGAGGAGCCCUCGUUCCGGAGAUCAGGCCUGACCCGAUAAGUCCCAGGGUAUUUUUCUGUCCUUUCUGUCCAUGAUGUGAUUCUUCAGGGCAAGAAGAAUAAGAUGUGUCUGUAAUUAAAAUUACCUCAUCCUUGAUGUUUUUCAACCCAGGUCACUGUACGCAACUGAUGCAGUUAACAUUACAAUAUUUCUUGAAGAUUAAUUAGUUACACUGGACAUGCUGCUCUUCUUUACUUUGGGAUUGCUCGUACAUUUUGUGUUCUUUGCCUCCAUCUUUGACAUUUAUUUUACAUCUCCUUUGGUUCAUGGAAUGACUCCUCACUUUACACCAUUGCCUCCUCCAGCAAGAAGAUUAGUGCUCUUUGUUGCUGAUGGCCUGCGAGCAGAUGCACUGUAUGAAUUAGAUGAAAAUGGGAACUCUAGAGCGCCAUUUAUUAGGAAGAUCAUAAUGCAUGAAGGCAGCUGGGGCGUAUCCCACACACGUGUGCCAACAGAGUCUCGGCCAGGUCAUGUCGCUCUGAUAGCUGGGUUUUAUGAAGAUGUCAGUGCAGUUGCCAAAGGAUGGAAGGAAAAUCCUGUAGAAUUUGAUUCUGUUUUUAAUGAAAGCGAAUAUACAUGGAGUUGGGGAAGCCCAGAUAUCUUACCUAUGUUUGCCAAAGGUGCUAGUGGAGACCAUGUAUAUACACAUAGUUAUGAUGCCAAAAGAGAGGAUUUUGGUGCCCAUGAUGCAACAAAAUUGGAUAGCUGGGUUUUUGAUAAUGUUAAGGACUUCUUUCAUGCUGCCAGAAACAACCAGUCUUUGUUUUCUAAAAUAAAUGAAGAGAAAAUAGUUUUUUUCUUACAUUUAUUAGGACUAGAUACAAAUGGACAUGCUCAUCGACCAUCAUCAAGGGACUAUAAGGACAAUAUUAAAAAAGUUGAUGAUGGAGUGAAGGAAAUUGUGUCCAUGUUUAAACAGUUUUAUGGAAAUGAUGGGAAAACAACAUUUAUCUUUACCUCUGACCAUGGAAUGACAGACUGGGGUUCUCAUGGGGCUGGUCAUCCUUCAGAGACUUUAACUCCUUUGGUCACUUGGGGAGCUGGAAUCAAAUAUCCCCAAAAAGUAUCAGCUCAACAAUUUGAUGAUGAAUUUUUGAAAGAAUGGAAAUUGGAGAACUGGAAGAGGCAAGAUGUCAAUCAGGCUGAUAUUGCACCACUGAUGGCUUCUCUUAUUGGAGUUCCCUUUCCCCUCAAUUCAGUGGGAAUCCUUCCCGUGGAUUAUCUUAACAACACUGAUCUCUUCAAAGCAGAGAGCAUGUUUACCAAUGCAGUACAGAUUCUUGAACAGUUCAAGGUGAAAAUGACUCAGAAAAAAGAAGUUACUUUACCAUUUUUGUUCACACCUUUUAAGUUGCUUUCUGAUUCUAAACAGCUCGAUAUUUUAAGAAAAGCACGAUCUUCUAUAAAACAGAAAAAAUUUGAUGAAGUAGUCUCCCUUUGCAAGGAGUUAAUACAUCUUGCAUUGAAAGGAUUGUCCUAUUAUCACACAUAUGACAGAUUCUUUUUGGGUAUCAGUGUUGUUACUGGUUUUGUUGGAUGGAUAUCUUACGCUUCCUUGUUGAUCAUCAAGUCUCAUUCCAAUCUGACAGGAGGAGUUAGAAUAGAAAUUAAGAAACCAAGCCAUCUCCUGCCAUGUAGUUUUGUAGCUAUUGGCGUUUUAAUAGCAUUUUUCCUGCUGAUUCAAGCCUGUCCCUGGACUUACUAUGUAUAUUGUUUGUUGCCAGUGCCAAUAUGGUAUGCAGUUCUAAGAGAAUUUCAAGUUAUUCAAGACCUUGUCACAUCGCUGUUGUCCUUUCCUUUGAGCCAUUUUGUUGGCCACCUAUUAGUCUUUACCCUUGGAAUUGAAGUAUUAGUUCUCAGUUUUUUCUACCGCUACAUGCUUACAGCUGGGCUUAUUGCAUUUGCGGGUUGGCCAUUUCUCAUGCAGCUGUGGACUCAAGCAAAGAUUACCUCACUGAGUUGGACUUUCUUCUCUUUGCUCCUGGCAGUGUUCCCACUAAUGCCGGUUGUAGGUCGAAAGCCAGAUAUCUCUCUAGUAAUGGGUGCAGGCUUGCUGCUGCUUCUGCUAUCCCUGUUUGUUGUAACAUCUUUCAUGAAAAGAAGAGGUAGUUUUGUAAAGGAAGAGCUGUGGGUACAUGGAUUACAGAUGCUGAACACAGUGCUUUCCAUGUAUGUUGUGUAUAGCACUCAUAGUAGUCUACUCAAGAAACAAGGACUGCCUCUUAUAAAUCAAAUUGUAAGCUGGACAACAUUAGCAUCUUCCUUAGUUGUUCCACUACUGAGUUCUCCAGUCAUCUUUCAGCGAUUGUUCAGCAUACUUCUUUCCUUGAUGUCAACCUACCUACUUCUAAGCACGGGGUAUGAAGCUCUCUUUCCAUUAGUGUUGUCAUGUUUGAUGUUUGUCUGGAUAUACAUGGAACAAGAAACCCUACAGCAUUCUGGUGUUUCCUAUAAACAAAAGCUCACCAGUAUCCAAUUCUCCUAUAAUGCUGAUAUAACUCAGUUUCGGCAGCUCUAUCUGGAUGACAUCCGUAGGGCCUUUUUUCUUGUUUUUUUUUUAGUGACAGCAUUUUUUGGAACUGGAAAUAUAGCUUCUAUUAACAGCUUUGACCUUGCCUCUGUCUAUUGUUUUCUGACUGUGUUUAGUCCUUUUAUGAUGGGAGCCCUGAUGAUGUGGAAGAUUUUAAUCCCUUUUGUUCUUGUUAUGUGUGCUUUCGAAGCAGUUCAGUUAACUACUCAGUUGUCAUCAAAAAGUCUUUUUCUCCUCGUUCUCAUCAUAUCAGACACUAUGGCUCUGCAUUUUUUCUUCUUGGUCAAGGAGUAUGGCAGCUGGCUUGAUAUUGGAACAAGCAUCAGCCACUAUGUGAUUGUCAUGUCCAUGACCAUCUUUCUAGUGUUUCUCAAUGGCCUGGCACAGCUGCUCACAACAACAAAACUCAGCCUACGUGGCAAACACAAAAGCCAUCUCAUAUGAUGUUGCUGGAGCCAUCGUUCAGCAUCUGGAUGCUGUUUCUCCUCCUUCUAAACUAAAAUCUCAUCGAGGAUUCAGUAAGAAGAUGGAUAUUGCUAAAAAAGUAUGGGCUACUACUGUAAUGAAAAUGUGUACUUGGAAACUUGAAUUUACAGGUUAUGUGGAAUAAAGGAGCUUCCCUUUUCUUUUAGCUUUCACAGGCAUGAAAUAGUGAUUCUGUGGAAAAGCAUAGGAAAACACUGUUCUUUUGUAUUUUUUUGGUUUGUUUGUUUGUUUUAGUUGGCAGCUCUUCUCAGUUUUGUUCAGAGCACCUGCAACAAUCUGGUCCCCAACCAUACAGCUUCCCAUAUCCUCAAAGGAGAGCAUUUGCCUGUGGGGGCAGUCUUGGCGGUAUCCAAAAUCAUAGCUGUGGCUGAACUUGAAGAAAUCACCAGGUGGCACUAUAAAUAUUUAUCAGCUUUCAGCACUGGUUUUGUGGUAGUCUAACUAUUCAACACCAUCACUAGAAAGACAAUCAGGGUGUGUUAUUUCAAUUUACUGGAGCUUCAGUAGAAAAAUGUUUGCAGGUGUUUGCCAUUUGUCUUCGGUAUGCAGUAAUGCUGUCUUAUGCUGCUCAGUGCUGUUUCCAGGGUUUUCAUUGUCAACCAGCUGGAUGCAGGUUUAACCUUCACUUCUUCAUUUUCGGAUUAUCAUGGAAUUUCUGGCAAUAUAAAUGUAAAAAAUGCUUUUUAUUUGUGUCUUGUCUAUAUGAAAAAAAUUAAAAGUAGUUUUUAAUUGUAGACUCAACAGCUGUUACCCCAUAGCUUUUUCAUUUAUUAUUUCGACAGGAUUCUUUAAAUCAGUGGUAAAACUUUCUGAUGAUAUCAUAAGAAUUUGUGUUGAAAUUGUUAUUCCUCCUAGUUGUGAGAUUCUAGCCCAAAGACCUAACAUCUCUUUAAAUUAUAUUUCCAUUUGUAAAGUGAUUCUAAUGGGCAAAAUGUUUGGGGAAGAAUUUUUGUUUGGACUGUCCAGAAAGAGACCUUUACAUAUUACUGUAGAGUCUGGCCUUUUUCCCUUGGUGUGCCAGUUUUUGGCUGAUACUAAGCUUUGCUGGUAUGAGACCCCUUCAAAAAAAAAUUGCUUUUGAAUUAAAUUAUAGCUUUAUUAAUUCACAUUAAUUACAAGGAAGCCCUCUACAAAUUACUAAGAUUUUUCAAAUUGGCAGGUAAGUAAACAAAUAAAAUUUAGAGGGCUCAAAAAUCAGUUUGGCGAAGUUUAAUUUCUGUUUAUGAUAAAGUAUAGUUAUAAUUUAUUUGUAAUAAUAAUACUUCAUGGUACAGCAGUAAAAGCAUAAUAGUAUUUUUUAAAUUGUUUGUUGUCAUACAAGACCUCAUACAUUAGUCUGUACUAUAAAAUCUAAAUGGGCAACUAAGAAGCCACAGUAGCAAAUGAUGAUAUUGGCAGAAAGAGAAUUAUAAACUUUCAUAUUAUCUCAGAGGAUUUUUUAUCUUUUUUUUAAUUCAGAUGUCAGAGAAAACUAGCUUUCUAAGCACCUAUGGCUUAACUCUUUUCAUAUCCAAUUUUGUCUUUCAUCUUUUCACAGAUUUUCAUACAGUGAAAUUAACAAAUAUUUUAUUACAACAUUGUAAAAAGUGCUCGGUGCUUUAUCUUUAUUUUGCUUUUCGAAGUAUGUCUUUUCUUAAUAUUGUCCUUUCAGGCCAGUUUGAGUUUACAGAAAAAGAAAAUACACCUGUAGCCACAGGCUGCCCUUGCUGUACUGUAACCAGACCCUUCAGAAUCACCUGGGUACGGGCCUUUUCUGUUUCAGUGUUUCUCGGGUAUCUAAAAAUGUUUUGAAAUGUAUAUUUUUAUAUUGAAUAACAGAGAAAAAAUAAGAUGUAGGUGAAAAGUAUUUCUGUUUGAAGCCUUUAUUUUUUCAUUCUACCUAUGCCAUGCUAGAUUUCCAAAUCAAAAUGUAAAUGUUUUCUGGUUAACAUUGUUUAAAUUAGGAAUAUUAUAAGAGUUAAAGUGGGCAUAUGAAGUUGGGGAAAUGUUUAACAACAGACAGGUCAUGCCAUGUUGCAUGGGCCAUAAAUAAAUUUUGGAGGGAACAGUAAGGCUUUAAUUAUGGCAGGCUGUUCAUAAUUUGCCAGUAGGUCAAUUCACUAUAUUAUAAUAUUUAGUGUGCAAUAUUGAACAUAAAGUGUUUUAUUUUUUAGGAAAAGAAUGUUAUGAAUAGUAGUCAUUUUUAUAAUAAUGUCUUCAAAAUUAUUUACUAAUGAUGGAUUGAAACUAGAAAUUCUAUUCAUCAGUUAUAAUAGUAUUUCUCAUGAGAAACUCCUUCCAUAUUUUAGACAACUCAGAUAUUAGGAACAUUAUCUGUAUCAACCCACCACCUCCUCUCCCACCUUUAUAAACCUGUUUCGGUAAGCUUUUGCUCCUCCUUUUUGAUGUAUAACUAUGCCAUUAAAACCAUGAUUUCUGAUGAGGCUGGCCUAGAGGGAAUGAAAGGGAUUGCCUGGAGGCAGGCAUAGCUGCCCCUCCUUGGGAGAACCAGAUGAACUCCUGUGUACACGUCAGAGUCCACCUGGUCGGGAGAAUGAAGCUAAUUCACCUCAGUCAUUUGGAGAGGAGUCACUUUAGAUCAGAUCUGAGGACGCCUUUACGCAACCCAACAUAAGUUGGUCCUUUUUCACCUCUUCUUAGAUGUUCUUUUUAUGUUAACAUUCCUUUUGGUCUCUUUAAAAUGUUUUAGAGCAUUUAUGGUGAUUACACUGUAUUCUCUCAGUAUUGUAGUAGUGGCUUUGUAGCAUUUGUCAUUUUUGCAUUAGCAUAGUUUAUAAAAAAAAAAAAGAGGGUAGGUAGGAUUUCUGCACUUAAUAUUCAUUCUAUAAAGAAAUAAAAAGAACAUUUGAGAUGUAUCACUUAUUAAUUUCCUGAGAUGUGCUAAAUGGAUUACAAUUGUUGCUCAUCUUACCACUCUUACAAUUGUAGUGUUGUUAGAGCAACUUGAGGUUGUCACCAGAAUAAUUGAAGAAAACAAAAUUUUAGGAAGAAAGAGAAAGUAUUUAUUAAUGACUUGCACAGCAAGCCAGGUCCUGUUCUAGUGACUGCAGGCACCUUGGAAAGUGCAGCCUCUGGGUAUUAUACACAUGUUUUAGGUGUAUCUUCUGCUUCUUGGAAGUCUCCCAGAGUCUUAAUUAACUCUGUUCUCAAAACAGCCCACAUGGAAGGUCUUAAUCAGCCUCAUUCCCAUAACAGCCCAGGUCAGCCUGACCCAGACCUGCCCCAAAUAGCCUACUGCAUCUAUCAACUACCAGGGGUCCUCAAACUGCGGCCCGCGGGCCACAUGAGGCGGAGUGAGUGUAUUUGUUCCCAUUUUGUUUUUUUACUUCAAAAUAAGAUAUGUGCAGUGUGCAUAGGAAUUUGUUCAUAGUUUUUUUGUUUUUUUUUUAAACUAUAGUCCGGCCCUCCAACAGUCUGAGGGACAGUGAACUGGCCCGCUGUUUAAAAAGUUUGAGGACCCCUGAAUUAUUCUACCCUGUCCAUAUCUACCUAACAGUAUUUAUUUGUCACAUAGCAGCAUUUCUUAAAGUAUGGCCCUGAGAACAUUGGUUCCUUGGUAUACAAUAUGUGUAUAUGUCAUAAUAAACAGGGUUCUUUGAUCAAAUACAUUUGAGAAACACCUGUGAAGGUUACAUAGGUUUUAGUACUAAGGGGAUAUAAUUUGCUUUGUGCAUGUGGAAGGGAGAAAGAUAGCAGCAUGUCCAAGGUUUGCACUUGCUUGACUGCAGACAACAUUAGGGUCUCCGUUCUGAUUGGUAAACAUUCUUCAGAAAUGUCUCCAGCAUACUCUUACAAUAACACUUCAAUUUGUCGCAGUUUUAAAAAUAAGGUGCUAUUUGCCUAAUUGAAUUGUUUUUUUUCCCUGAGAACUGGGAACUUUUAAUUUUAACCCUUAAUGUGGAAACACUUAAAAAUGUACCAGCAAUUUUGCCUGACUCUGUAAAUUAUUCCUGUCAGCACUAAAUUUUUCAUGUGGCACUCUUGAGUUCUAGCAGAUUGCAUCCUGUACACAGCUCAUUUUACAGCCUUGUCAUAGUUUGGACUAAACCUUUAGACUUUAUAUUUUUACCUUUUUACUUGAAAAAUAAAUUCACAACAAUAUCAGCUUGUUUUCUUUUGAGUUGACACUGUAAAGGGUGAUCACUAGUUAAUCUUUUUAAGUGGUUUGUUACAAAAAGCUUAUGAUAAGAAAACAUCAGUGAUCAAGAUUUUCUUUGACCUCAAAGGGCUAAAACUUGGGUAAACUCAUGAGAAGAUAAAUUCUUUUCACACAAACACUUAAUUAGCUUGACUUGUACCAUCUACCGCUUGCAUCAAAUAUCAACAUUUCCAUGAAUUUGUAAAUUUUUUUGCUGUAAUUAGACAAUCUUCAGUGGACUUGACUAAUAUGACUUUGGAAGAACCAACAAAGAUGAAUGUAAAUCUUAUAGACAUUCAUUAAUUUUUAUCUAGAAUACUUCAAUGUUCCUAGAACAUCCAGGAACAAUGAUCAUUGUACUAAAAGUUCUUCUUAUAAUGUCCUAAAAGUUAGAAACCAGAAAAUCAAAUCCCAAUUUGCUUGAUGUGCUUCUGCCUGCUUGUCUUGUCCUAUCUCUUAUGUUAUUGUGAUUGGAUUUAUUUUAUAAAAUAUCAUCCCAUCUCAACCAGAUGAUCACUGUUAAGAUCAACAGUAAUAAAUUAUGUUGCUAGUACGUAUCUUGGGCAUGAUAUGAUGAGGGUGGCUCUUUACCUCUAUGGACUUUCUCCCCAAAACUUUUAUAACGCCAGUGUAAUCACAAAAAAACAAAACA